This is a messenger RNA of Pelecanus crispus (Dalmatian pelican), 813 nucleotides long. NCBI's taxonomy places the organism in Eukaryota, Metazoa, Chordata, Aves, Pelecaniformes, Pelecanidae. The record is from RefSeq and is a predicted model, not a curated record.
CCCGAGCCGUGACCUCCCCCUAUGCCCCCACCGGGGCCGCCCUGCCCCUGAGCCCCGGAGCAGCAGCCCUUUUCCUGGAGGUGGUGGCGCAGGUGUGGGACCGGAAAGAUGUUCUCAGCCCUGAAGAAGCUGGUGGGCUCGGACCAGACUCCGGUCAGAGACAAGAAUAUCCCCGCGGGGCUGCAGUCCAUGAACCAGGCUCUGCAGAGGAGGUUUGCCAAGGGAGUCCAGUAUAACAUGAAAAUUGUCAUCCGAGGGGACAGGAACACUGGGAAAACCACACUCUGGCACCGACUGCAGGGAAAGAAAUUUAUUGAGGAAUAUAUUCCAACUCAGGAGAUCCAAGUCACCAGCAUCCACUGGAAUUAUAAAACCACUGACGAUAUUGUUAAAGUUGAAGUCUGGGAUGUAGUUGACAAAGGAAAAUGCAAAAAGCGAGGAGAUGGUUUGAAACUGGAAAAUGACCCUCAGGAGGCAGAGUCAGAAAUGGCUCUGGAUGCACAGUUCCUAGAUGUCUAUAAAAACUGCAAUGGUGUAGUGAUGAUGUUUGACAUCACCAAACAGUGGACAUUUAACUAUAUUCUGAGGGAGCUUCCUAAAGUGCCGACCCACGUUCCAGUGUGCGUGCUUGGGAAUUACCGAGACAUGGGGGAGCACCGGGUCAUUCUGCCUGGCGAUGUGCGGGACCUCAUCGACAAUCUAAACAGGCCUCCCGGCUCCUCAUAUUUUCGCUAUGCUGAGUCUUCAAUGAAGAACAGCUUUGGCCUCAAGUACCUGCACAAGUUCUUCAACAUCCCAUUCUUGCAGCUGCAG